AAGUACUAGUGAUUAACAGAACAUUUGAUUUGUGCCCUAGAAGUUGGAAAAGCUCGAGCUUGCUGUUGUCUGGUUGGCCGUUGGGAAACUGCAGGAAAAAGGAAGAAACUGUAUUCAAAUCUUUCACUCAGCUACGAAAGGAAUCAAACUGAGGGUUCCAAUGAAUUGGUUGUUGCCACUUUAAUUCUGAGCAGAGAAAUUAGGCGGGUUCGAAGAGGAUGAGCAAAAAGAGAGAGAACUAUAAUGGGGAGGACGAGCCAGACUCAAAGAGGCAGAGGCUGCUUCCGCAGUCUUCUCCGUCUCCUCCUCCUCCCCUUGCAUUUGAAAACGCUCUGCUUCCCCUAGCUUCUUAUGAUGACGAUGAGGAGGAUGAGGAUGAAAGGAAAGAAGCCAGCCGUAGCAGUAGAGAUGAAGGUAGUGGUAGGAAUGUGGAGCAAAAUGGCCGUAGAGAUCGGGGACGUGGUUAUGAAGGUGAUGAUGAUGAGGAGGAGGAUGACCCUCACAAUGGAGGGCUUAAUCAAGGGAAGCGCAACCGCUUGAUUGAGGUUCGAAGAGAUUGCCCUUAUCUUGAUACCGUUAAUCGGCAGGUUUUGGAUUUUGAUUUUGAGAAGUUCUGCUCUGUUUCUUUGUCAAAUUUGAAUGUGUAUGCAUGUUUGGUCUGUGGAAAGUAUUACCAGGGCCGAGGGCAGAAAUCCCAUGCAUAUACUCAUAGUCUUGAAGCAGGACACCAUGUUUUCAUAAAUCUUCGGACAGAGAAGGUUUAUUGCCUUCCUGAUGGAUAUGAAAUUAAUGACCCUUCAUUGGAUGACAUUCGACAUGUUUUAAAUCCAAGGUUUAGUAGGGAACAAGUUGUACAACUUGACAAAAACAAGCUGUGGUCCAGGGCACUUGAUGGUUCUGAUUAUCUUCCUGGAAUGGUGGGGCUGAAUAACAUUAAGGAUACUGAUUUUGUGAAUGUCACAAUUCAAUCUUUAAUGCGAGUGACUCCUUUAAGGGACUUCUUCCUUAUUCCCGAAAACUACCAACACUACAAAUCACCGCUUGUUCAUCGAUUUGGAGAACUCACACGAAAGAUUUGGCAUGCACGGAACUUCAAGGGGCAGGUGAGUCCUCAUGAAUUUCUCCAGGCGGUUAUGAAAGCUAGUAAAAAACGGUUUCGAAUAGGUGUGCAGUCGGACCCAGUUGAGUUCAUGUCAUGGCUUCUUAAUACAUUACACACUGACCUUAGGACCUCAAAGAAAAAUUGCAGCAUUAUCUACAAGUGCUUUCAGGGGGAAUUGGAGGUUGUGAAAGAGACUCAUGGUAAAACUAUUGCAGAGAAAAAAGAAAAUGUUGAUGAUGAGAAUAGGGGUGCUACUGCAGAUGGUGGAAGUGAACAUGAUAGCAUUGUAAUGGAAACUUCUAGAAUGCCAUUCUUAAUGCUUGGUCUAGAUUUGCCUCCUCCACCUCUUUUCAAAGAUGUGAUGGAGAAAAAUAUCAUUCCUCAGGUUCCACUUUUCAACAUACUGAAGAAGUUUGAUGGUGAGUCUGUCACAGAAGUUGUACGCCCUCGUAUUGCAAGGAUGAGAUAUCGUGUUACCAGAUUGCCACAGUAUAUAAUUCUGCACAUGCGUCGAUUUACAAAGAAUAAUUUCUUCAUAGAAAAAAAUCCUACUCUUGUUAAUUUUCCCGUGAAGAACCUAGAGCUGAAGGAUUAUAUUCCUUUACCAGCACCAAAGGAGAAUGAGAAAUUGCACUCAAAGUAUGACCUGAUUGCAAAUAUUGUUCACGAUGGCAAGCCUGGGGAAGGAUUCUACAGGGUAUUUGUGCAGCGGAAAUCAGAAGAACUAUGGUAUGAGAUGCAGGACCUGCAUGUCUCAGAAACUCUACCCCAGAUGGUUGCCCUCUCCGAGGCUUACAUGCAGAUAUAUGAGCAGCAGCAGUGAAGUACAAAACUUGAGGUACUCAUCUUUCUUAGCCAUUAACUGGCUUAUUUUUAACCUGUGUCACGUUUGCAAUGAAAUUAUUACAAACAAAAGAGAAAAGGGGAAAUUGCGUGCCUUUCGAAGUGUCAGGAUUUGUGAAUCUGGAGAAAAUGCCUUCUCAGUUAACAGGAAAUGUUGAAGAUCAAAAUAUUUUCCCACCAUCAUUACUAAGCAUUGUAUACCUUUGAUGGUUCCAAUUGUUGUCAAUUUAGGGCUGGAAACUUCCCAACCGAUGAUUAUGUACAAUAUUUCAGAUUGAAAGCACUUAAGAUGUAGUUGUAGUUAUGCUGUUUGAGAAGAAUUCAAUUGAAUUUUUCACCAAUAUAAUUUUUGACCAGUGUGGUAGUGUUAUAAA
Messenger RNA from Malania oleifera, 2319 nucleotides. RefSeq lists its product as uncharacterized. Gene Ontology annotation, biological process: mRNA processing; protein deubiquitination; spliceosomal complex assembly. The record is from RefSeq and is a predicted model, not a curated record. The coding region runs from base 219 to 1925 and encodes 568 amino acids. Lineage: Eukaryota; Viridiplantae; Streptophyta; Magnoliopsida; Santalales; Ximeniaceae. Gene Ontology annotation, molecular function: cysteine-type deubiquitinase activity; zinc ion binding. The transcript is spliced from 10 exons.